ACUGUCUUAGAAAAUGGUGACCUCAAACAAGGGUAAAGUGUGCGUAACUGGGGCUUCAGGCUUCAUUGCCUCUUGGCUUAUCAAACAGCUUCUCGAGUCUGGAUAUCAUGUGGUAGGGACUGUCAGAGACCCAGGAAAUCGCCAAAAAGUGGCACACCUUUGGAAAUUGCCUGGUGCUAAAGAGAGGCUGCAGAUUGUGCGAGCUGAUCUGUUGGAAGAAGAGAGCUUUGACGAAGCCGUGAUGUCUUGUGAUGGCGUCUUCCACACUGCAUCGCCUGUCCUCGCUAAAUCUGACUCUAGUAGCAAGGAAGCAACGCUUGUUCCUGCAGUAAAUGGUACCCUGAAUGUGCUAAGAUCGUGCAAGAAGAACCCAUUUCUGAAGAGGGUUGUUCUUACAUCUUCGUCAUCUGCAGUGAGGAUCAGGGAUGAUGCUCAACCAAAUAUCUCACUGGAUGAAACAAUAUGGAGCUCUGUGCCACUCUGUGAAAAGAUGCAGCUAUGGUAUGGCCUGGCGAAGGUAUUUGCAGAGAAAGCAGCAUGGGAGUUCGCCAAGGAGAAUGGCAUUGACCUUGUGACUGUUCUUCCCUCGUUUGUGAUCGGACCCAGUUUAUCCCAUGAAUUAUGCGUUACAGCUUCAGAUGUACUUGGCUUAUUACAAGGUGACACUGCCAGGUUCAGUUGCUACGGGAGAAUGGGAUAUGUUCACAUCGAUGACGUCGCGAGCAGCCAUAUCCUGGUGUACGAGACGCCCGAGGCCACCGGGAGAUACCUAUGCAGCUCAGUGGUGCUGGACAACGACGAGCUGGUCUCCUUCCUCGCAAAACGAUACCCGAUCUUCCCCAUACCACGAAGGCUGGACAAACCUUACGGCAAGCAGACGUAUCAGCUGAACACGUCCAAGCUGCAGGGGCUGGGCUUCAAGUUCAGAGGACUGCAGGAGAUGUUCGACGACUGCGUCCAGUCGCUCAAAGACCAGGGCCACCUGCUGGAGUGCCCGUUGUGAUGAAGGGGGGGAAUUGUUGUCGACAAGAACAUGCCAUAGCCGAACACAGUUGGAUCACGUCCACAAAUCGUUGGCUCCAAGCCAAUAUGUUUCAAUGAUUCCAUGUGAUGUCAGCGUCCUUUCUUAAGCUGCUGCUGUCAGUUCAUCGCUCA
Molecule: messenger RNA, 1155 nt
Organism: Setaria italica (foxtail millet)
Lineage: Eukaryota; Viridiplantae; Streptophyta; Magnoliopsida; Poales; Poaceae
Product: tetraketide alpha-pyrone reductase 1
Exons: 6
Coding region: 14-1003 (329 amino acids)
Molecular function (GO): oxidoreductase activity, acting on the CH-OH group of donors, NAD or NADP as acceptor
Source: RefSeq, a predicted model, not a curated record